This is a messenger RNA of Astrephomene gubernaculifera, 1207 nucleotides long. The record is from the annotation of a GenBank genome assembly. NCBI's taxonomy places the organism in Eukaryota, Viridiplantae, Chlorophyta, Chlorophyceae, Chlamydomonadales, Astrephomenaceae.
CAUCACUGUCGUCUGUCUCUAUCUGCUGUCUUGUUUGACCGCGUCAGGACCAUGGAUAUCUCCUGUGGCAUUUCUGUCUCUUUCAAGAGCAACAAGAAUUGCCAUGUGUCGAACAUCAUGUGGACUCUGGCUGGCUGCCUGGCCUCAACAGUCAUCAUUUUCGCGUCUCUCGGCUCGAUUCAGAACCAAUGCCGCAACGAGGACCCUGACCUGCUGACCGACAUCGCUGGCUUUUCCGGUGGCGUCCUGGGCUGCAAGAAGCUCUACCGCUACUACUGGUUCAUCACCGCCCUCAACCUGGUAACCGCCGUGUUCGGCCUCUGGAGCGCCGCUACCGGCGCGCUGUCGUCCCGCCGCAUGUCCAUCCUGGGCCUGCUGGUGAUUGCCAACCUGCUGACCAUCAACAUGACCAACGCCUUCUACUCCAUCCUGGACAUCCCCAAGUGGCAGGACGGUGUCGGCCGCGACCGCUCCCACACCAUGGUGGCCGGCUGCAUCAUCACCGCCGUCUUCCAGUGCGCCGCCAUCUUCCUUGUCGGCAUGGAGGAGUGCCCUACGUUCUCCUGCUGCGCCGAGUCCUGCAAGGCCAAGGCAUGCCCCGUCGAGCCCAAGGAGGACACCAAGCCCGUCGAGACUGCUCCCGCCCCUGUUGCCGAGGUCGAGGCCCCCGCUGUGCCCGCUGCGGCCGAGCAGCCGAUUGAGGAGCCGCUCGUGCCCAACGGCGAGUCCGCUGUUGCCGUGUCGGUUCAGUAAUUGUGUUGUUGGUGGUGGUUGACAACUCGCGUACAUUAGGCUCCUCUGUAGAUAGCCCGUUCAUACUUGAUUCUAUUCAUGAUUGUUAAUAUGUGAUCCUGCAAGGUAUUCAAUAAUAAUUGAAGCCUUGCGCGAUUUUGAAUACUAGGCGUAUGUCCCAAGUGGCCGUACUAUUCACGCGGGGUGUGUUUUCACCAAUGUGAUCAACAAUUUUGUGAAGUCCUUUGUUUUGUCUGUGGACACUGCCACUGCUAAGCGCAGGCGUCUAUAAGGUCAAAGUGCCCUGUUGUGUCAUUGCCCAACAGCCUCACUACGAUGUAAGGAGUUGCCUGCCCCUCUCAUACCAUUUUCCGUUCAGACUGCUCCGUGCACGCAAUUGGCAAGGUUGAAGUUACAUGCCCCAACAUGCGACACGCAUAUGUCCUCGUAGAUGGCUACGGUCAUGCCAAGCCCU